Hyalella azteca is the source of this 4838-nucleotide messenger RNA. RefSeq lists its product as uncharacterized. Gene Ontology annotation, cellular component: plasma membrane. The coding region runs from base 424 to 3273 and encodes 949 amino acids. The record is from RefSeq and is a predicted model, not a curated record. Lineage: Eukaryota; Metazoa; Arthropoda; Malacostraca; Amphipoda; Hyalellidae. Gene Ontology annotation, biological process: triglyceride biosynthetic process. The transcript is spliced from 6 exons. Gene Ontology annotation, molecular function: diacylglycerol O-acyltransferase activity; long-chain-alcohol O-fatty-acyltransferase activity.
UGAUCUCUGAACGGUAAUUAAUAGUUGUUCGUUACUGGCUCCUCAAAUGCUCUACUACGAACGUAUUUCGGGCUUUCGUAGGUGUGGGCAAAAUUGGCUAGAAAAAAAAAACAAUCGAUGUUUCAAUGGAAGAUUGAAGAUGUGUGGAUAAGUUAUCACAAUUUGACCUUAGGUUAAAAUUAUUCAAUUUUACCUUGAGAUAUUUUGUUCCGUCCAUUAAACAAUUUGUGACUUCAAAAACUAGUCCUCUAAUAUUGAGUAUAAAUUUAGCUCAACAAGAUGAAACAAACUGACGCUUAGAAACUUGCAUAAUAGUAGCUGGAAAAUAUCGAAUAAGGUUAUUGUUCCAUUUAUAUGAAACUUUUCGAAAUGCGCUUCGAAGUUUCCGAUAAUUGAGUACAGUGACUUGGUACACGCUCGAAAAUGCUAACUUUGACUCGCCUCAAAAUUUUGUGGAGCUGCGGAGUUCGAGGAACUCGCACAUUUUUCUCGUCAACAUUCAUCAAGUUACAGCAAACAAGAUGUUACUAUUAUAGCUUCAAGUUCAUAUCUACAGUUUUGGCGAUGAUGUCCGUCAUCGCCUCGUCCGUUAUCCUCCUGCCGCCAGCCUUGAUUCUAUUCUCAGUGCUGUGGCUGAGGAGGUGGUUGGCUCGAUGGUUCGUAUCCCUAACGACGAAGGACGCGACGUUCCCUUCAACUCCCUCCCUGUGGGGGGCGCCACAGGGCUGCUGUACGAGCAUCGUGAUGCUCACAGGGCACCUCCAUGCUAGGGACCUUAUGCAACUUUUUCAGAAUACAGACUGCAAUGGGAGAGGCAUUAACAUUUUCCUAAAGCAUCCUAACCUGAAGAAACGAAUAGCAAUGAUGCACGGGGUUGGCGUCUGGCUGAAGUGUUCAAGUUUCGAUGUUGCUGAUCACAUCCAACAGGCGCCUUCACACUACCACCACAGUCUUGUCACGUCGAGAAAUAUUCAAGAGUACGUAAGCACUUUGCUCCAUCAAAGUAGCAUGAGCCCGAACCUUCCCCCCUGGCAAGUGUUCGUCAUCAACGGCACCGAGCCAGACUGCAGCAAAGUUACCUGGCUGUUGAUACGAGCUCAUCACCUCCUAACCGACGAAAUGCUCCUCGACAACACAAAAAUAAAGACACAUUUUGAGCCUUGGGGAUCAGAAGGAACCUUUCCCCUUCUAACGGCACCUUCUGCAAGCAAGCGCUUCUUUGGCCUCAUCCUGAAGAACGUCGUUCCUGUUUGUUUGAGAUUAUCAAAAUACAUUCAGCAUGCUUUAGGAAGAGUAAAGGAUGGCUUGUCAUGGCUGAUUUGCUACGUCCAAACGAAGUAUCACGUGCGGGAACCGAGACCUUGCCAAAUUGUGUCAGCCAAUGGCAUCAAUAUUAACACAGAUCCACUAUCUUCAUACAAAUCAAGCUCACUAAGGUCAUUGUCAAAUUUCUCGAAAAUUACACUUCUGUCUAUGCACAUUGUGAACAUAACUUGUACUAAUACUCUUUAUUACAUUUUCAAUGUAAUUACACACGUAUGCCGCAUCAUAGUGUCAGCAGUUGUCUGGUGUAAGCGCAUCCAAACUAACAGGACUACCGAAGAACAAAUGCUCCUAGAGGCGCUUGUGGAGAUAUACUGGAUUAUUAGAGCAAUUAUCAGUUUGCCGCGACUUCUGAUGGAGGAAUUAAUUGACACUUGGAGAGCUGAGCCUCUGCAGGUUUGGAAAGGCAGCCGCCGGCCACAUAAUCUGCGCGUCACGUGGGGAGACGGAAUAACAUCGAAGUUGGUGGAUGACAUCAGGUCGGCUACAGGGGCUUCUUCGAGCUCAGUUCUGUUAACCGCAGCGUCAAUGGCAGUUACAGAUGUUCUGAAAGCUGCUGGCGUUCCUAGACCAAAUGUUCUCAGGUGCACUGUUCCUGUUUCAGCCGGCUCUUAUUCCGACGAAACUCCAAAUCACUCUACCGAAUUUUCUGAAACUUCAUGUAAUAAGUAUUAUGAAGCUUCUAAUAUAUCUGCGAACUUGAAUGUAAAGUCAGUCACCUCGUGCAGUGCUACAUUGAACCCGUCAACAUCGUCGGUCAACUGUUUUCCUGAAUCAACUAACUCUGUAAACUCAACUGCAACUUCUGCAAACUUUCGCAAAGGGUCAUUUGAAAACCACAGAACUGCGACCACUCUUUUACCCCUCGACUUUCCGACCGGAGUUUCCAACUCCAUUGAGUGCCUGAAGAGUGUGAGGCAUUCAUUUCGCAACUUGAGACGAUAUCCUGAACGGUAUCUGGUGUCCACUUGGCUGCUCAGGUACGGCUACACAGUCUUGCCAAAAAACUUAUUGAUGCAGAUCGUGCGCGUGUUAACAGGCCGUUAUCCGCUUCUUUGCACCUACAUCACUGCACCCGAUGAGCCAAUCUCAUUUCUGGGGUCUUUGGUUACCGGCAUGUUCCACUUGAGGCAUCCUGUACACCAGGCAGUGCUGUCACUGUGCGUGACGCGUUACUGCGGUGCCGUGACGGUCGGCGCUCAGACGUCGGACUGGACGUGUCCAUAUGCCGACGUCCUGCCGAGGAGCUUCGAGUCCUGCAUCAGCGAGCUCGCCGUCAGCUCGGGCGUCAGGAUCCAGCCGAAGAGGCAGCUGUUCUCGACCCUGCCAUUCUUCGGCGGGUCCCCUGCCAUGUUGAGGAGCCUCAACAGGGGCUGCCUGACUCCCUCUUCCCCAAAAUCCCCAACUCACAGAAUCCCAAGCUUUCCUAAACCCCAAUCAGUUUUUUGGGAGCAAGCUGUUUGUAAUAUGAGCCCCAUAAACGAAGAGUAUCUGAUACAAAAUAUAAGUCAUGAAGGCCGUUCUCUUUAUUUAAGCUCAGAAGCAUCUUUUGGAAGCGAGUCUGUCAAUGAAGAUUUUAAUAGAGUGACUAUUCGGUCGUGCAAUACGAAGACUACAAAUGUUAACAAGAGAAAGAUGUUCAAUAAUCUAAAACGGCAACUUGACUACAGCAACCGUAUUGCAGAAAUACAAACGAAUGUGAGAAAACAUAGUUUAAUUUCAGAAGUUUUUCACAUGGAGAACUCUGCGCACAAUAUUUGUAAAAAUGAUACAGAAAAUAGCGACGUACGCAGGAAUGAUACGGAACUGCUCGUCUUUGAUGCGUCUUUAGCUCGUAGGAGCAUCGAAACGAAAAUUUUGGACAGCGUAACUUCGGGAUCGAAAGUUUUGGAGUUUUUGCAUUUAAAUGAGAAUAUCACGUACAGAAACUCGACUAUGCCUUCCAUAUAGAAAUUAUAAAAUUAUUAUAUAUCUAAAAUUCUUUGAAGACGAGUGAGUCGCUAGAAAUUUUAAAUAUCGUGAUAAAAAUAAAUGCUGUUAGCUCACAUACAAUUGAUUUUAAGAAAAAAAUGCUUUAUUAGAUUAUAUCAUGCAUAAUUUCUCCUUUAACAGGUAAUUUCUGGGGGCAUUUACUUUGCUUUAUUCUUUUGGUUUGCAAUGUUCGCUUCGUAACUCUGGCAGGUCUGACGAAGGUCAUUUUUGAUGCUGAGUUUGACACGAUUUGAAGAGAGAUUAUCUUAAUGAAUUAGCUUUUGAAUUACUACAAAAAUUUGGUAUCAUGAGUUCAGGUUGGCCAGAAUAAUUUGAAUUUUAUUCAUGUAAUCCCCUAGUUUCCGAAUAAAUUGUACGACAAAACGUAGAGUAAGGAAAUUAAUGUCAGUCCGUAAUUAAUCAAUAACGGCGAAAAUGGAAAUAGUGUGUUUUAGAAUAAUGGUUCUUUUUCUAUGGAAAUUUUUUCAACAAAUUACACCACCUAAUCAAGACACAAAAAAAUUCUACUUAAAUUAGUGACGGAACUGAGUAAUAUAGUCAUUAAUUAUGCUGCUGUUCCUACAUUAACUGGAUGGCAAUACCGGCGACAAUGAGGUAAUGUGGAACUGGCAAUGGAAGCAAACUUCCCACAUAGCGUUGAGAGUAAUUGAUAAUUUCUUGAAAAAAUCUGCGUCAUUAAUGGGCAGGAUGAUGAUAGGAUUUAGUAAGAUAGAGUAAGAUAGACUAAAAUGGAGUAUAGAGUAAGAUAGAGUGCGUGUCUUGGUAGCAGGGCGCUACAACGACUCAAUGGGGCACGGAUGAAUGACCCGCAAUUGCUCGAUAAUUAUUUUUGAAGCAUAUGGAACUUGUGAUUCGUGCCAGCAUUUUCAAUAUAAAGUUUACUUUCCGCGGGAAAUUGUCUCGCCACGUUUUACUUCACUGUAGUUGCAUUGAGAAAUUUCGGUCUUGAAGGGUCUAUUUUUUGUGAUAUUCAACAGUGCAGAUCCCUGAGAGUUGCUGGCUACAUGGAUACCUACACUGGUUAUGUCCCUUACCAUCACUAAUACAGCCUGGCCAGGUUAUAUUAGUUGCUGCAAGUUAUUUAUUAACACACUCAUGUUGCAUGUUCACCGCUGGCUGACAGCUUUAAGUAGGAGCAAGUAACAAACGAUGAUGCUGCAAGUUAUUUAUUAACACUUAUGUUGCAUGUUCACCGCUGGAUGACAGCUUUAAGUAGGAGCAAGUAACACGCAUGGAUGCUGCAAGUUAUUAAUUAACACUCAUGUUGCAUGUUCACCGCUGGCUGGCUGUAAGUACGAGCAAGUAACAAACGAUGAUGCGGCAAGUUAUUUAUUAGCACAUUAAUGUUAUAUGUUCACUGCUGGCCGGCAGCUUUCUGUCGCCCUUGCUUGUACUCGACGUAAUUCAGGUAGCCAUCGUUGUUUCUGUCGCCGUCGUAGAGUACGUCGUCGAUCAGCUCUGAAAUUUUCAAAUUAUCAGUUAAUUCAGAAUCGAUUUUGUGACCAUAUUAUAUAUAAUUAAUU